Amaranthus tricolor (Joseph's coat) is the source of this 1718-nucleotide messenger RNA. Its product is annotated as B3 domain-containing protein At5g60142-like. The record is from RefSeq and is a predicted model, not a curated record. Gene Ontology annotation, molecular function: DNA binding. The transcript is spliced from 5 exons. Bases 387 to 1523 code for a protein of 378 amino acids. NCBI's taxonomy places the organism in Eukaryota, Viridiplantae, Streptophyta, Magnoliopsida, Caryophyllales, Amaranthaceae.
UAAAAUUAUAAAAGUCUUUUCAAGCUAAAACCAAAUUCUCAUUCUCUAAUUUUACCACCUAAACAUUAAAACCUUAAAAAUUCAUAACAAAUAAUGUCAUUCCCAAUCCCUACCUCUAUUCCCAAGCGCACUUUACUAAACAUAAAAUUUUGUGAAUUUUAAGAAUUAAAUUCUCAUUCCCAUAUCCUAAAAACCCCUAAGUUUUAAGAUAAAUUAAAGUUUGGAACUUUAGGUGAAUUAAAUGUGGAUGGAAGUAUAAAAUAACAUUUGACAACAAUUUCAUCAUCCUUUUCCCAACAAACCCAUAAAAUUUUCAAUCCAAAUUCCAGUGUAAAUACUCAUAAACCCUAGACAAAGAAUUAAGCUUUUGUACUUUCAGUUCAAAUAUGGGUUUUUCGAAUAAUAGCGUAUGCUUCUUCAAAGUGUUCCAACCUCAAUUUUCCUCUGAAUCUUUGAUGAUCCCACCCGCAUUUGCAGAGAAGGUAAGUGGAAAAUUACCCAACAGAGUUUUUCUAAAAGGUUACAAGGUUUGGCUGGUAAAUGUAGGUAAAAUUGGAGAUCGUUUACAUUUUCUAGGAGGCUGGUCUAAGUUUGUUUCUGAGAAUUUCAUUGAACAUGGAGAUUUUAUGGUUUUUAAGUAUCAUAGUAAACGGUUUUUUGAUGUUACUUUGCUUGGGAGAAAUGGUUGCCAAAAAGUACAAGUUAAUGGUAAUGAGAAUGAAAAACAAAUGGAAGUUGAUGAUGGGAAGAAUGAUGAACAAAUAGAGGAUGUAGAUGUAAAUGUGGAUGUGGAUGUGGAUGUCACUAUACUUGAGAGAAAUGGUUGCAUAAAAGUACUAGUAGAUAGUGGUAAGGAGGAGGAAGAACAAGUAGAUGUUGAUGUGGAUGAUGAUGAUGAUGAUGAUGAUGAUGAUGAUGAUAUGUAUGAGGUUGGUGAUGAUGAUGAUGAUGAUGAUGAUGAUGAUAUGUAUGAGGUUGGUGAUGAUGAUGAUGAUGAUGAUGAUGAGUAUGAAAAAAGGAACAAGAGAAAGCUUAACAAGAUUUCAUCCAUAAAAAAAUCUUCAGCUUCCAAGAACAAUGGAUACGUUGACAAGGAUGAACAUGACUAUAAUGAUGAAAGGCCUCCGAAAAAAUCGAGGAAUGUUUUGCCUAAGAAAAAUGGGAAAGGUGAACGAUGGAAAAAAUUGAUGGAGUAUCUGCCGGAGAAGAAUCCAUUUUUUAUCACAGGAAUCGUGAAAUCUGAUUACGACAGAGAUAGACUACAUAUACCAACGACUUUUAUGGUCGAGUCCAAACUCAAGUUUGAAGACGAGAUUGUGCUACAAGACCCAGAAGGAAGAAAGUGGGGUGGAAAUAGAAAUUUACAGCAAAAUGGGUCAGUCUGGAUCCAAGGAGGAUGGACGAACUUAUGUGAUGCCAAUGGCGUUACAGAAGAUGACACCGUCAUCUGUGAGCUUCUGCCUCAAAAGGGAAAAACUCGCAAAGUCAUUAAGGUUCAGAUAAUUAGAUCUUCAACUGAAUAAACUGUCAAAGGCAAAUGAUUUACCUAGGAAUUCUUGUUGAUUAGUUUCACAAGUAUUGUUUUAGAUUUAGCAUUCUUUUCCAUUAAUUCUUUUUUAUUUCAUACUUAAUCACAGUUUGGAGGAAUUAUUGUAUCUUUGUACAGGUAAUACGAUUUUUAAUCAGAUUUCUGCUAGUACAUAUGGUUCUCAUUUGGG